AAUAUCAAUAUAAGUUGUAUAUUCUAAUUGUUUGAAACUAACAAUUUUAAAAGUGCCAUAUGUUGGCUAAGACCAUCAACCAUUCAAUAGUUAUAUAAUAUUAUAUAUAUAUGUAUAUAUUAUAUAUUACAUAAUAUAUAUACAUAUACUUACACAGGUACUAUGUAUGAUUGAUCAUUUUCUUUGUAAUCGACAAUACUUUAACUAUAACUAUGGUAGUAAAUUUUUGACUUGUUAAAUGCAUUUGCAUAAAAACACAUUUCAAUUAAGUUUUAUAUUAAUUACGUAAUUUAAGAAGACUGUCUUGAAUGAUCAGAAGAACUAAUAUUACUUUUAACAUAUUUGAAUUGAAAAACAAACUAACUAUCCUGUACUCCCGGGCUAACUUCGAUGAUGAUCUGAGGAACAUUUCUUUGCAUUGAAGAAUACGAGUAACACAAUACAAUUAUGGGUGUACCAUUUUAAAAAUAAUAAUACGUCAUAGGUUUGAGUGCAGUAAAGCAAAAAUGAAUUCAGGUUGGCUUCGUAUGGAACCGUACCGUUUGUUCAUUACUGUUAUUCGAAUACCAUGUAUGAUGAGUCGAAAUAUGAUAUUCAUUAUACUUUCAUUUUCUUAUUUAAAAGAAUCUUUUUGUGGACCGAAAUUCAUAGCUCAGCCUUCGGACAAUUAUGCAGUUAAAGGAAAUACUCAUUGGUUUCCUUGCAUCAUCGAUAAGCUUGAAAAUGGCCAGUCAUUUCAAUGGUAUAAAAACGGACGACCAAUUAAUACAGGAACGAGAAUUUCAAUACAAAGUAAAGAAAAUGAACCAAGCAGUAUACUUCUGAUAACUGGAGUUGUUCUAGCCGAUGCAGGCCAAUAUCACUGCGCUAUUGUACAGGAAUCGAACUCUAAAACUAUUAUUCAAUCACGGACAGCGACUCUCAUUGUUCAUUCACUACCUUCACCUCAGUAUCCGUAUUGCUCUGUACCAACAUCAACUUUUAUCGCUGGAUCUAUGGUUACAUUGUCAUGUUUAUCUCAAAAAGUACAGCCUCCAGUAACUUUGAGUUGGAUUCAUUCGAUAGGUAUCGAGGAUCAAGUAACAAUAUUAAAAGAAGAAGGAAAAAACAUAUCUUUGGUGUUUAGUGUAACUGCCAGAAAAGAAUAUAACAACGCUGUUUUUACCUGUAAACAAGUAUCACCUUUGACAACAAACAAAACAAACAAUUUCACAACAUGUUCAGUAGGGCCUUUGGAAAUUUUGUAUAAGCCGGAGGCUAUGAUUCAACACGCAAACCCAACUUUGCCUGGCCGAGAGACGAUUGCAUUCUGUCAGACUUCAUCUAAUCCACCUGUCACGAAAUAUCAAUGGUUAUUUGACCCACAUAUUCCUGCUGAUGAGUAUAGCAUAGAUGAAACAGGACAAAUUUUGAAACUUUUAAAUCCAAUGAUCAAACAAUCUGGAACUAAUAUAACAUGUGUUGCUACAAAUAGUAUAGGCCAUGUGUCCUCUUCAAUAAUUUUACAGGUGGCUCAAGUGGAUUUCGAAAAUGAACAUACUACAGGUGAAUCGACCGGUAGUCAAUUUGAAGGCAUCAAUAAAGACAUACAUUUAUCCCUAGAUGUUGUUAUUAUCAUCGUUGCCGGCGUUGUUAUUAUUGUUGUACUUGUUGUUUUAGUUCCAGUCUACCAUUAUUGUUUGUGUCGUAAUCAUAACACAACAGCAGUUGAUUCUUCAGGGAAAGAGGUAAUUCAAUCUGAAGUGUAUUAUGAGGCUAGAGAAGGAGUAAUUUUAAGACAUACGAUUCAAGAUCGUUCAUUGCCUCGUGUACCUACUACAGAGGUAUAUGGUCAUUGGAGACAUUCAACAGCAUCACAAGUUCCCAAUGAUCUUGAGUCACAUAGUUACAUUUAUAUUGAUACAGAAAACGACUAAUCAAUUAUGUAAUAUAAAGUUUUUCUUUUAGUUUUUUUU
Anneissia japonica is the source of this 1955-nucleotide messenger RNA. RefSeq names its product synaptogenesis protein syg-1-like. The coding region runs from base 507 to 1916 and encodes 469 amino acids. The transcript has a single exon. NCBI's taxonomy places the organism in Eukaryota, Metazoa, Echinodermata, Crinoidea, Comatulida, Comatulidae. The record is from RefSeq and is a predicted model, not a curated record.